UUAAUUGUGGGAUAAUUAAAGGCCUCCAGGUGUGUUUUCCCCACUCUGGUGAAGGGUGAGGCUCCUUCAUCCCAAAUUGGUCAUGCCUGAGUUCAUCCAGGGCCGAGCUUUGUGUUUGAAAUCUGCUGCCAAGCUGGGAAAUGAGGGCUGGCGUUCAUUUAUGAGGGGGAAAAAGCAGGUCAGCACGUCUGAAAGGUGCUGACAAGCAUAAAGUACCUGGGAUUGUCAAAAAAAGGGGGGAAAAGAGGCUGGGAAUGGAUUUUUAUGCCCACGUAAGCAAAUUGCUGUGCCCGAGGGAGGGAGGUGCUGGGGGCAGGAGGUGCCUGAAUCCAGGAAUUCUCAUUUCCUCAUCAUUUCCCUGCAGGGUUUCACCCUCCAAAUGGGGCUGUGGGAGCAGCUCUGUGCCUUGGGAAAGGGGUUUGGGUCCUUGCAGGGCCCCUCUGAGCAGCUCCAGGGCCAGCUCGGGGUUGGCACAGCGGCAAUCCCAGCCCUGCAGAUUCCAGGCUGGACAAGCUGCAGCAUAAAAGGCAGAAAUAUCAGAAAGUCAGAGCUGAAAAAGCGAAUUACUCCAUUUAAACAGAAUUAUUCCUUUGUCCGCACUCUGCAGCCAAGGUCAGGCUGACCUUUCCUCCUGUAGCUUGGGUUGGGGCCAUCUCAGAGCAGGAAGAGCCUGGGAGGAGAGGGAGUCCUGGAAGGCAGCAGUGAGACCCACAAUGGCCCCAGUGGCACGUGUGAGGCACUGGAUCCCUCUCUGCCCAAAAUAACCUCCCCUUGCCCCGGGGGAACUCAGGCCUGGCACUAUUUUUUCCCCUUUUUCCAGAGGGGUUUAAAUUUCCAUUUUCCUUCUCCAGUGUCUCCUUGUUCAGCAGUCCCAAGGAGCCAAAAAUGCUCAUUGGGAGAGGGCAGGAUCUGCUCCCUUUCCUUGGAAAUUAUGGAUAUUUUAAAUGUCCACCUUCCCUCCCUGGUGUCUCAUUCAGCAGUCCCAAGGAGCCGCCAAAGUGCUCAUGGGGAGAGGGCAGGAUCUGCCCCUUUUCUCUGGAAACUGUGGAUAUUUUGGUGGUUUAUUGCAGCUGAGUUCUUUGUGGGGUGAGAAGGGUUGCUAUGAAUUUUAUCUGGCACCCCUAAAAAUCCAUUUACACCUUAAAGGAAGGAAAUGGCACCAGGAUCCUGGGAAUGCCCUUUUCCUGGGAACUGGGAGAGGAAUUUCAGCUGGGGGUGGGUCGCUCCCUAACCCUGUGCUGUAUCACCGGGAUAUUUCCCUUUUUUGACGUUUUUCCUCUGUUUUUUGGGUUGCAUUCAGGAGCUGGAGCUCUGCUGGCCCCGCGGCAGUGUGACUGGUAUGGGUAAUGGUGUGAGAGAAGCUCCAGUGGAAUUCCAGAGGGAUGUGGAGCCCGGCCCAGCCUGGAUUCCUGCAGAGGACAACCAGGAGAAGAAGAAAGUGCUGAACUCGCUGAUGUCCGGGGCUCUGGCUGGGGCUGUGGCUAAAACUGCAGUGGCUCCUCUGGACAGGACAAAAAUCAUGUUCCAAGUGUCUUCAAAAAGAUUUUCUGCCAAGGAAGCGUACAGGCUGAUCUAUCACACCUACCUCAAUGAGGGCUUCUGGAGCCUCUGGAGGGGGAACUCGGCCACCAUGGUGCGGGUGAUCCCCUACGCCGCCAUCCAGUUCUGCGCCCACGAGGAGUACAAGCAGAUCCUGGGCAACUACUACGGAUUCCAGGGAAAGGCACUGACGCCGUUCCCUCGCUUCAUUGCCGGCUCCCUGGCUGGCACCACGGCUGCCAUGCUCACCUACCCCCUGGACAUGGUCCGUGCCCGCAUGGCUGUCACGCCCAAGGAGAUGUCUGCUCUCCCCGUGUCCCCACGGCAGGUACAGCAGCAUUGUGCACGUCUUCAUCCGCAUAUCCCGCGAGGAGGGGCUGAAAACCUUGUACAGGGGCUUCACUCCCACCAUCCUGGGCGUCAUCCCCUACGCUGGCCUCAGCUUCUUCACCUACGAGACACUGAAGAAAGUGCACGCAGAGCACAGCGGGAGGGCGCAGCCCUCGCCCCCGGAGCGGCUGCUGUUCGGGGCGUGCGCCGGCCUCAUCGGGCAGUCGGCCUCGUACCCGCUGGACGUGGUGCGGCGCCGCAUGCAGACGGCCGGCGUGCUGGGCCACACCUACAGCUCCAUCCUGCGCACCAUGCAGGACAUCGUGCGCGAGGAGGGACUCGUCAGGGGCCUCUACAAGGGGCUCAGCAUGAACUGGGUCAAGGGCCCCAUCGCCGUGGGCAUCAGCUUCACCACCUUCGACCUGACGCAGAUCCUGCUCCGCAAGCUGCAGCACGGCCCCGGCCUCGAGAGGUAGUGGCUUCCUGCAGAGAGAGCAGUUCCUUCUUCCCUGGCCUCCCACGUGCUCCUGCAGCUGGGAACUCGCCCGUUUGGUGGGGUUUUUCCCCUGUUGUUCCCGGAUUGGUUUUUUUUUUCCCUUUUUAAUUUGGAAGCCUAACCGUUCCCCGAGUGAGAAAUUCCCGAUUCUGCAGAGCUGAGUCCUCCCAAGCAGCUGCCUCAGCCUUCUGCUGGACUCUGCCCCAGGAGUGGAGCCUCCCGCCCGCCUGUGCUGCUCCUGGCUCCUCACCUGGCUCCCCGUGGGCACAUGGAGGCGGUGGAUGGUGGCAGAGGGGGCUCGCAGCUGUUGGGAAGGAGCCCCUGGGUCUGGGAAGGGGCAGUGCUGUAGCUCCCUACUCUCUGCCAAGUGCAAUACCCCAGUGUAGGCCGUAGGGAAUUGCAGAUUCCCCUGGGCUGUGAGAGCAGGCCCAGGACACUACACUUGUUCUGAAAGCUGAAUGUUUCCUCUGGCUGGGAAUGCUGCCCUCUCCCCGUUGCUUUUGGGUUGCGCUGCAUCGAUGUCCCUCGUUUGUGGUGUCCCUCUGAGAUUACCAAAGACUGGAGGCACAGAGGAGGGCAGUUCUGGCCCUUCCAUAAAGGAGAUCUCCUCUGUGUGCUGUCGGCGUCGCCGGGCAGGGGCUGUGCCUGGAUUGCAGACUGGAUGCGCUCCAGCUGAUCUGUGUUUUCCGUGCGUGCCCUGCCCUGCAGAGGCAGCGUUUUCCAGGGCUGCAGCACUGAGGGAGGAGCUGUUCACCCUGCAAACCCCCCAGUGUGUGUCUCGUUCAGUGUCACCGCUGCUCUGUGCGCCUGGCAGAGCAAACCCUGCUGCAGCCCGGGCUGUCCCCAGCAGAGCUGUCCUGGUGUCCCUUGUGGUACCUGCUGUGUAGGUCCUGGCGCCUCUGCUCACCGACUCAUCCCCUCAGCUGCUUCAGCCCUGAAAUCCCCUCGGAGUUUAACCCUGCCGUGCCAAUCACUUCCAGCUGGGAUUAAUCUCUCCCUGUUCCUCUUUCCAAUCAGUUUUCAGGGAAAUGCAGAUUUUUUUUUUUUGGUGGGGUGAUCCAUCCCUCUGUUAAAUUCGGAGGUCAGACCACACUUCAGGCUCCUCUGAUGAUAGAUUACACAAACCAAGGUGGAAAAAUCCCUUUUUUCAGAGAGAGUCCAUAAUGUGAGAAAAAGAUAAGAUUUACCUUCCAGCCUGUCCUUUCCUGUUUGUUGUGUACUUGAGCUGGAUGGGAUGGGUGGCAGUGGAAGGAAUUGCACAAGGGGGCAGGAGCAGCCUUCUCCUUUCCUUUUUGUCUUUGCACUUCUUGGGAGCACGGAGCUGCUCCCGAUGCCAAAUGUUUCCUUAGCAAUCAGGGGGUGUGGGCACGCAGCGUGUUCCCAGCGCUGGAAGGGGCACACUGGAACUGGCAUUUAUUUUAUCCGGGCGACACAUUCCCUGAUUUCCCCGGGAAUUGAAGGUCCCUGGGCCUUUGGGAGGUGGCGGCCACGAGUUCUGUGUCGUUGUCUGGGGGCUGUGGAGAACUCCCGGCUCUGCUUUCCCCUGCUCAGGCCCCCAUUUCUUUUCUCCAAUGGAGAAGCCAAUUUACCCUGCUCUAGUCCUGAUCCAGAGGGAGGAACUCCCACCAGUGCUUGUGUCCUGUCCCUCCUGGUCCCCUCCCCGCUGGGAAAAGCAAGGAUUCCAGGAGCCCUUCUUUAAUUAGCAGCUGCGCCUGAUUGAAAUUCGGAAUUUCAGCCAAUUUCCCCACAAGUUUUGCAGGCUGGGUGUUUGUCCUUGAGUUCAGCCUCUGAUGGUUUUGGUGCUUUUGUUUCUCAGAGCCUGUUGCUGCUUUGGGUUGGUUUAAAAAGCUUUUUUUUUUUUUUUUUUUUUUUCCUUUUUUUCCCUCUUUUUUGAAUGUAGAAAAGGGGAAACAGAGUGUUCCCUUCCCUUCUCUUCUUCCCUGCAUGGAUUCACACACGUUCCAGAUUUUUUCUGAGGUGUGCUGGCCAGGGAGAGCUCUGAGAAAGGAAACAACUCAAAACAGGAGUUUUUCCCUUUUUCCCCCUUUUUUCCUUUCCUGCAAUUCCCUAAUUUUCCACUUUAUUCCUCUCAAAUUUAAUUUCCCACUCCCCUUUAUCACGGGUCCUUAAAGCAUCACCACCAAAUCUGUGCUUUUUGUUUUUCCUUCCCUCUCCCCCCUCCUGCUUCUUCCUGCACCUUGAGCCCCGCACUGGCACUUCGAGAAAACCAGGUCCAGAAAAAUGCACCCAAAUCGUCAAAAUUGCAGCUUUUUAGCGUUUUCCCAACAGCCCAAGCACGUUUUCCCCUCACAGCCUGGAUGCUCCAGGAACUCCAGGCACCAUGGGAUGGUUUGGGGGAACCUUCUGAGCUCCUUGGCUGGUUUGGGAUCUUCACUUUGUACCUUCUAGGGGCUGAUUGCCCCCUUUUGUUCACCUUUUUUUCCCCUUUUUUCCUCUUUUUCCCCCUUUUUUCCUAUUUUUCCCCCCUUUUCUGUUUCCCCCCUUUUCUUUUUCCCCCUUUUCUUUCCCCCUUUUUUUCCCCCUUCCUUUUUUCCCCCCAUUUCCCCCCAAAAUCACCACGAGCUGCAGGGUGUCCCAGCACCGGUCACUGCCUGUGUGGUCUAUGCAUCUGUUAAUUAAUGAAUUAGCACAAACACUGUUAAUUGCCUUUUUUCCCGUGCCCUCACCAUCCACGUGUGCGUGUCGGUUUUGACGGCUUUUCUUGGAUCUGGAUUCUAUUUUAUUGCAGUGAAGACACUUUGUUAUAUAAUGUUUAUAUAUUUUAAGAUUUGUGCCAAGAGAGGAUGUAUAUUUAAUAAAAAAUAUGAUUGAC
Molecule: messenger RNA, 5198 nt
Organism: Melospiza georgiana
Lineage: Eukaryota; Metazoa; Chordata; Aves; Passeriformes; Passerellidae
Gene: SLC25A42
Product: solute carrier family 25 member 42
Exons: 7
Coding region: 1340-2473 (377 amino acids)
Biological process (GO): transmembrane transport
Cellular component (GO): mitochondrial inner membrane
Source: RefSeq, a predicted model, not a curated record